Acanthosepion pharaonis is the source of this 1272-nucleotide messenger RNA. The record is from the annotation of a GenBank genome assembly. NCBI's taxonomy places the organism in Eukaryota, Metazoa, Mollusca, Cephalopoda, Sepiida, Sepiidae.
AUGGAAGAAAACCGGAGGUGGAAACAUAUUUUGUAUUUAUCUACCUUUCUUUCUUUCUAUCACUCUAUAUCUAUCUCGUUUUGUUCAUGUCUCUCCUUUUCUCUCUCUAUUAAUUUUACCUCUCACUUUCACUCCCACUCUCCCACUCUCUCUCUCUCUCCCUCCUCUCUCUCUCUCUCUCUCUCUGUAUCUCAUUAUAUUCAUCUAUCCAUCUAUGCUAGUCUGUUCAUAUCACUCUUUUUCUUUCGUUCGUUCUUUCUUUCUUUCUUCCUUUCUUUCUUUCUUUCCAUUUAUCCUAGAUUGUUCAUAUCACUCGCUUUAUCUCUCGCUUUCUCAAUCAAUCUAUCUAUCUAUCUAUCUAUCUAUCUAUCUAUCUAUGUCAGUCUGUUCACUUCUCUCUUUCUCUCUCUAUAUAUCUAUCUAUCUAGUAAUCUCUUAGACUGUUCCAAUCUAUCGCUUGUCUAUUUCUCUAACUUUUCUCCUCUCAUUUUCACUGCUUCCCUACCUCCCCCUCUCUCUCACUCUCUUUCUCUCUAUGCAUAUCAGUAUGUUUAUCUAUCUAUCUAUCUAUCUAUCUAUCUAUCUAUCUAUCUAUCUAUCUAUAUCAGUCUGUCCAUGUAUCUCACUUUCUCUCUCUAUAUGUAUAUAUGUAGCAAUCUAUCAGCCUGUUCCUAUCUGUCUCCAAGAUAUUUAUCUCUGUUCAUAUGUCCCUCUCCCUCACUUCUCUCUCUCUGUCUGUCUCUACCUAUCUAUCUACGUCAGUUUAUUUCUUCCCUGUUUUCUUAUUUAUCCACAUCUUCGCCAAUUCUUUAUCUAUCUAUCUAUCUAUCUAUCUAUCUAUCUAUCUGCCACAGUGUCUCUCACGUUAAUCUCUCUCUCUCUCUCUCUCUCUCUCUUUCACUCUCUCUCUCUCUCGUUCUCCGUUAUCUAUCUAUUUAUAUAAAACUAAAAGUCUGUGAUUCGUGCUUACGCCAUACGUCAUCCGUCUGGUGCAUAAUAAUGAUCAAUCUUUCUUUCCACCUCUCUCUUUCUACCCCUCUCUCUCUUUCCACCUUACUCUCUUUCCACCUUACUCUCUUUCCACCUCACUCUUUCUGCCUCUCUCUUUUCACCUCAAUCUUUCCACCUCUCUCUUUCAACCUCUCUCUCAUUUCAACUUCCUCCCUUUCCACCUCUCUCUCUCUCUCUCUCUUACCACCUAACUCUUUCUGCUUUUCUCUUUCCAUCUCUGUCUUUCCACCUCACUCUUUCUGUCUGUCUCUCUCUUUCUAA